This is a messenger RNA of Schistosoma guineensis, 4532 nucleotides long. The record is from the annotation of a GenBank genome assembly. Lineage: Eukaryota; Metazoa; Platyhelminthes; Trematoda; Strigeidida; Schistosomatidae.
ACUUGCUUAACCUAGAUCUGAUUUGUUUUCGCUCUUCAUCAUGCUCGGAACCUGAUGGGACGAGUUUGCGAGAAUCCAUCAGUGUGAUAGACUUUGAAGAAAUCCACUGGUUCUUUGUAACUCUGUGGUUUAAGUCACUAAUAGAUUUCAUUGCUGUUUCCACAACUGUUUGUAUAUCUUUCCAAGCAACAUCUGGGUCAGCCUCGUUUUCAGAACUACCUAAUCGUGACCUCAGUUGUUCCUGGAACCUACUUUUGGUUUUCUCGUUACUCAAUUCAGUUCUAACGGGUCUUUUUAAUGUGGCUUUUUUGCGUCCAGUGAGGCGCAAGCAGAUGCGUGCCCGUAUUAGGGCAUGGUCGGAGUCCAAGCAGGUACCCCAGAAUGAGCGACAAUCUUCUACCGACCCUCUUCAACGAUGACUGAUGGCAAUAUGGUCUAUUUGAGUCCAUCGUUGGUUUGGUGUAGGGGGUCGCCAUGUUAGACGAUGUCUCUCCUUAUGCUUAAAAUCUGUGUUUGCUAAAAAUAAACGAUUGUCUGAGCACAGCUGCAGCAGACGAUCACCAUUAUCUGUUCGCUGUGUCGGAAUACUAAAAUAUCCACCUAAAUGCCUUUCUGUUUGGUUUAAGCUACCUAUCUGAGCAUUAAAAUCACCUGCUACGAGUACUAUGUCUGAGCGUUUAGCUUUCUGAAGAAGUUCAGAAAGCUUUCUGUAAAAUUCAUCUUUCACUUCAUCUGAGCUGCAGUCAGUGGGAGCGUAGACAGAAACGACAAAAAGGCAACGACGUGUGUCCCUAUCCUUCCGAGUUCUUACGUAGCCGUUCAGCCGAACAGCACAUAGACGACUGUUGACGGGGAUCCACUCUAGCAGUGCUUGUUCGGCCCUCAUGCUUAGUGCUAUGCCUACACCUGCCAGUCCACGAGAACUGGCCAUCGGGUCACCAGAUACACGGAGGGUGUAUCUCGUUGGCUCUCCGUUUUGCCGAGGUGAGGUCAAGUGAAUGACCACACUGGGAUCCUGUAUGCGUGUUUCAGAGACACAGCACACAUCAAUGGAAAGAGACUCUAGGGUUUUAGCCAAGGAAGCCUGCUGACCGAUUUGACAUAGAGUGCGUACGUUGAAAGCUCCAAUGUGUAGUUUGGAGCGAGGUUUCAGUAGACCUGGGACAGAGUUUUGAGCACUAGAAUCGUUGGCUAUGGUGACACUUGAGGAGGAAGCCGAAGGAGGAAGUUUAGGGUUGAAAGUCGAUGUAGGAGGAAUAAUAAGGAUUGAAGAGGAAGGUUGAUUAUGAAUACAGUGGUCUUGGGUGCUGUUAGAGGUAUGAGGGCGGUUAUCACUUCCCGGUUGCCCACACCGUGGAAGGGUUCUUCUGGAGGUACCUGAAAAGGAAAUUGGAUUAGAGGUGGUCUCAGUGACCUGAGAGCGUGACCGCAGUGCCCAAGGGACAACUGCUUGAGGCCGGUCGCGCACAGCCUUUUUGUGGGAGGUUUUCGACGUGUUAGCUCCGUUCUUCAAAGGGCCUUACCGCCGGAGACGGAAAUCCGUGAGGUAAGGUGUGCAUUUUUAGGGUCGACCUUUUCUAACCCCACCCCUCCUUGUGGGAAGGCAGCAUCGCUGUCAUGCUGGUUGUCUGAAGGAAACACCUUACUGCUGUCACACCUCUGUACAGUCAGCAGUACGACUUCGCCUUCGGACCUUGGGUUUGUUGCUUUUAGUCUUACCGCUCUUCAACCGACCUGUCUGACAUGGUAGGACCUUGAGGAACGGUUGUUCCAGCCAGUAUAGCUCGGUUGCUUCAUCACGAUAGGCAAGCCCGACCACCACGUCAAGGUAGCAACAACGGUCGGGAUUUGUUUGGUUAUGUAUAUUCAGUUUAUGUCAUCAUCUUCUGCCCUUAUUCGGCUGUUGUUAAAGUUAAUUCCUCACUUUGAAUCGAAAAUAUGACUCGUUGACUAUGUACUUCUCAACAGGCUAAUCUUCUUGGUACCACUAUAUAUCUACUCGGAAAUAUUAAGAAGCCGGAAUAUUAUUUGUUGGGGAAAGCUGCAUUGUUGAUAACUAAUUACAUCCACAAUAAUAGAUAAAGAUUGGGAUGCAGGUAUGGGUUGAGUCAAACUGACACGUAUCUAUAGUGGAUCAGAUGUCCAAAUUACAGUGGGUAGGUUAUUAACAUAUAACAGGCAGUUCUUGGCCUUUAUUAUGUGACCUGGGAAAAUAGAUCGUACAAAUAAUUUGAUAAGGGCUUAUCAAAUAAGCUCAUUUUCAAAACACUGGCAUUUUUUAACAUCUAUGUUCAACAAUGUAACGCUAACAAGAGAUUUUUUUAUAAAUAAGUAGUAAGCGUUAAAUUGAGAUGACACGUAUGUAUCGAAAUGUUUUUUAUAUAAUGCUAUUAUUUAUUAUUAUUUAAACACAUAAACAUUGGUACAAGGAGGCACCAAAUAGAUAUGUGCCACGUAAAUCAUCCGAUUUGUGUAAGGGUUGGGAUACUUCCCGGUUGCUCAAACCGAAGCAGGUGGUUCUCUUAGGGGGCCACAUCACGAGCCUUUGACCUAAAGAUCUAAUCCACAAGGCAGUGGUGAAACGUCAGGAGAUUCAGCCCCAUGGUAGCCGGUGACCAAUAAUUGGUUCAUACGCCAUUUAUUCCCUCAGGAUCCUGAGCCUAUGUGCACCAUUGGUUUGGAAUCAGGGUUUUCCAACUUCCCUAUAUGGAUCCACCAAUCUGGUUAAGGCACCGGACGUCCGCUUUUCGUCCUCUCAAAUUUGCAGACAACAGUGAUGCCGCAAGAGGGCAAUGAGUAGGACUUCCCUGGCAGUGGUUGCAUGCACGUGGCCAUGUGAGAGCAUUUCGAGAGGGAGAGCUGACUCUCCCCAUUCUCGGCCGUACCAGGGCAUUUGGAUUACUGAUUAAUUAAUAGCAUUUUCCUGCGUUAUGUUCCAAAAAUUUAAGGGGCUUUAUAUAUAUAAUGUACAUGUGAAUAUUAAUACUCUGAAUAUCGGAAAUACGUACAUCCUUAACGUAUCAAAAAAUGUGUCACGUUUAAAUGUAAAGAUAAUAAAAAUCUGUGGGGAGAACUGCGAAGAUUAAUAAAAAUAGUGGUAAUAAUAUGAAAAGUACCUAACAGCUGAUCGUUACUUUCGGUGAAAGCCGGUUUGACUCAGUCAACCCUAAUUGCAUGCGUUUUUCCAGCCUUUUCUACCAUAAAAGUUUUGUCGUUUCCUUAAACGGGUCAUUGUACGGGACACUGUACAUUGUCUCUUGAUAAAUACAUGGGCAAUUUUGCCAAGUGGUUGUCGGAGGCGUUAUUCUUGAAUCACAAAUGUGCUGCUUUAGACGGUUAUAUCAGUUGGGACACUUACCUAAAGCGAAAAUUUCUCUGGGUAGACGUAGAAUAGUUCCACGAACCAUCCGAUAGAAAAUCAUAUGAUAGAGCGGUUACAUGGGGAACUAAGAACCUCUCUCACAGCUGUCUUGACAAUACUGAUCGGGCCAAUAGACUUCCUCUAGUCAUGUUGGGCUUAAGAAUAACAAUUAGUCAAGAUAUUGGGUGUUGUCCAGCGGAACUGUUUUUUGGAACUACUUUACAUCUAACCAAGAGGCUUGUGUCUUAUUUUGAUGUAGUGGUUUGUCCAGCUGUUCACGUAAAAUGUAUUUACAAUAAUUUCAAAACCGAUAAUUUACAGCAAAAUGCCUAAAAAGAAGACUGGACAAAGGAAGAAAGCUGAAAAAGCUAAGAUAAGACAAAAAUUACUCCGGAAAAAAGGACUAGAAAUAGAUCUUAUCAACCAUCCUUCGAACAUAUUGAUGGAGUGUGGCCAGUGUGGGAAGCAUCAGAAAAACCGAGCAUUUUGUUAUUUUUGCCAGUCUAUCCAAAGACUCCCAGUGUGUUGUCAUUGUGGUAAACAAAAGUGUUCUGCACGUUCUGGCGAUUGUCUAGUUAAACAUGGUUCUACACAUGUUACUGGACUCAGUAUGGUGGGAGCGGUUUGCGACUUUUGUGAAGCUUGGAUAUGUCAUGGGGAGAAGUGUUUAUCUGUACAUGCAUGUGAAUGUCCACUGAGAGACGCUGUUUGUGUUGAAUGUGAGCGCGGGUUAUACAGUUUUGGUGGUCGGGUGUUUUCUUGCGCCUAUUGUGACCACAAGCUUUGUGAGGAUGACCAGUUUGAGCACCAGGCAAGCUGUCAACGUUUAGAAAGUGAGAACUUUAAAUGUGCUUCAUGUAACAAAAUGGGAACACAAAUGUGUCUCCGUUGUAAAGUUACAUAUUGUGACGAUCACUGCAAGAGAAAAGGUGUGAAGUAUGAACGUGGAAGGCCUAUUCCUUGUCCGAAAUGCGGACAUGAUUUAACUGAUAGUUAUAAUUUGAGCGUAUCAGUUCGCAGCUACGAGUAUGGUCGCCAGACAUGUGUAGAAAACUACUCUGAUGAAGACACUGAGAGCGAGAACGAAGAGGAACAGUGUUCUGGAAAAUCAGAAGAUGAACAUGAUGACGAUGAUUAUAAUUUGUUAGAUAAAUUAACCAUUAGAAAUUAA